This is a messenger RNA of Penicillium riverlandense, 396 nucleotides long. RefSeq lists its product as uncharacterized. Gene Ontology annotation, biological process: intracellular potassium ion homeostasis; potassium ion import across plasma membrane. NCBI's taxonomy places the organism in Eukaryota, Fungi, Ascomycota, Eurotiomycetes, Eurotiales, Aspergillaceae. The transcript has 2 exons. Gene Ontology annotation, cellular component: plasma membrane. The annotation marks the transcript as partial. The record is from RefSeq and is a predicted model, not a curated record. Gene Ontology annotation, molecular function: high-affinity potassium ion transmembrane transporter activity.
CCGUCUUGUACCGCCUGCGAUGUGGCAGCCUUCCUUGAACUUUCUCGCUUUACAUUGUCAGCGCAACCACUUAGAUCAAGUAUCUUAUCUUUGGCUAAAUUUGAAUCAGAUGCUUGGGUUAUUGCUCUCAGUCUUUCGAGUUUACUUAUCCUCUAUCCCAAUGGCAACAUUCGGGCCGUUGAUGCUUACUUCUUCGGUGCCAGCGCUGCUACGCUGUCAGGAAUGAAUACCAUUGACCUCAAGGCUCUGAAAACAUAUCAACAGGUUUAUCUUUACGUCAUCCCUACACUGGGCAAUUUGAUGCUCAUCAAUAUUGCUGUCGUCGUUGUGCGAUUAUGGUGGUUUGAGAAACACCUAAAUGAAAUUGGUACAAUACAGCAUAUUGCCGCAUUUUAA